AUGGUCAAGAAAAGGAGAUAUUUCGAUACCGAGACAUCUGAUCCGAUCCAUGGUCCUAAUAGUGUAAUAAAAAGCGAAUCUGCACCUGGUUUAGGGCCGAUAGCGAAUGACAAAGAAGAGACUCAUGAAGAGCAGAUAAUUGAUGACGUUGAAAUUAUAGAGGCUGAAGAUUUUUCGAAAUCGAGUGCAAACAACACGUUCAAAUCAUUUGAAGAUCAACUCAAAUCUGUGCUUGGGCACUUAGAUUCUCUGAUCGUUGAAUCUUUAUAUAAAAGAUACUUUAAGCAGCCGAAUAAUCUUACGUUGGCCAUCAACGAUUAUUUGUCACAUACUUACGAGGAUAAAGCUUUGAAUGAUAGUAACGACAAGCAACGUCGUCCAGAAGUUACUCAAAUAGAAGUCGUCGAUGACAAUCUGAUUUCAAGUAGUCGUAAAUGGCAUAAAUACAUUGGAUCAUUAAACGUUCAGGCCUGGGCAACAAGGCCAACUAUGAAACCUCUUCAAUAUACGGAGAAGCUUGAGCUUAAGAAACUAGUAACAAAGAGUUCAAAAAAUAAUGGGCUAGUGACUGUGAGAGUAUUUACAGUCCCAAAAUCAGAUAAGGAAUACUCACGAGAAAUUGGUAGAAUAUCGGAGGAUAUCACUCGUAUAAUAGCGCCUUUGCUUGACUUGGAUAUCGCAGAAUUUGAUACCACUGUUAUGUUGAGUACGAGUAAAAGAUUAUCUAUUGGUGAUUCAUUCUAUGUUCAGAUCGAUUGUUUUCUAAAAAGUAAUGCAUUUGAGGAUAUCUCUAAUAUCCCAGAUAAUGACCACAAUUCACCUGUGAAAAAGAAGAAAAAAAUAUUCGACGGAAGUGCCACAAUAGAAAACGAAAAAGAGUCAAUUUUAAGGCAUAGGCAAUUUGCAGUAUCACAUUUAUUUGAAUGCCUUGGAAUAUCACCCUGCAAACAUGAAGAAAGUCCUGGAGAUGGGUCAUCAGUUCAAUUGAUAAACGACGACUUUAAGAGUGAAGGAGUAGCAAAUAGUGCUGAAGACAUUAAUCUUGAUCAUUUGAAAGAAAUCUAUCAAAACAACAAUCCUAUUCAUUUUCUUGAAAACUUGCCGGACACCACCACACCUCCAAAAAAAAACUUUAACCUUGACUUACGUAAAUAUCAAAGGAUCGGUUUAGGGUGGAUGUUGGUUCGGGAAAGUGAGAUAGAAAUGUUGGAGCAAUUAUCUAAAACUGAUGAUGGGGCUACCUUGUCUUCUCAGUCCAAAAGUAAUAUUAUUAUGAAACGUGAUAGUCAUCUAAAUCCCUUAUGGAAAAAGUAUGCUUGGCCCAAUGAUCGGUCCAUUGAAGCAAAUAAGUCUUCAGAAGAAGUUCUCUGCUCGACUUCUUUUUUUUAUGCUAACAUGUACAGCGGAGAAAUGUCUAUUGAUAAACCAGUGAUUAAAGUCACGGUAAAGGGUGGAAUAUUAGCAGAUGAAAUGGGUCUAGGAAAGACGAUAUCCGCUUUAUCGUUGAUAAAUUCUGUUCCUUAUGACUCUGUAGAUUCAGAUUCGAUCGAAAAAAAUUAUGCUUACAGAUCCACCUUAGUUGUUUCACCCAUGUCUUUGCUUUCGCAAUGGAAAAGUGAAUUUGAAAGAUCAAACAAUAAUCCCAAUCAUAGAUGUCUAAUUUAUUAUGGAGGAAAUACAGAAUCUGAUUUACGGGCUCUCUUAUCGAGAAAUAAUAAAAAUGUGCCUGUUGUAGUAAUAACGACAUAUGGCACAAUAGCAAGUGAGUACUUUAAACGAUCUAAGAAGGGUUUUCCUUUGGGACUAUUUUCUCUUAAGUUUUUCAGAAUUAUAAUUGAUGAGGGCCAUAUCAUAAGAAAUAGAAAUACAAAAAUUGCAAAAGCAGUGUUUGAAUUAUCUCUGUCAAGGAGGUGGGUGCUAACUGGAACACCUAUAAUUAAUAGAUUGGAUGACUUAUAUUCCUUGGUAAGAUUUUUAAACUUAGAACCAUGGUCAAAUAUAUCUUAUUGGCGAACUUUUGUUAGUCUGCCUUUUGAGCUGAACGAAAUGCUGCAAACAUUCGAAGUCAUCAAGCAUAUUUUAGAUCCCAUUUUUUUGAGAAGGACGAAAGACAUGAAGCUGAAAGAUGGAAAGCCUCUCAUUGAACUACCGUCGAAGGAUGUCAUAAUAAAGCACAUAAAGUUUAAUAAGUAUGAAGAAGCGGUAUAUAAUUGGUUUAAGAAUAGAGCAUCGAACUCUUUCAAAGAAGGAAUGAAAAGUGGUCUGUUAUUGAAGCGGUAUUCUCAGAUAUUGACACAUAUUUUGCGAUUAAGACAAAUAUGUUGCCAUACUGACUUAGUGGGGACCUUAAAUGAUAUUGAAGAGGAGGUCGAUAACAGUGAAGAUGGAUUGAGCGAAAGUCAGCAAAUGAAGGCUCAGUUAAAAGGCGAAUUCAAGAGUGAUGUUGAAUCUGAAGACGAAGUCCAAAAGGCUAUGAAUUAUAUUUACCAAAAUUUCAAAUUAGUGAAUUCAGAAUGUUCUAUUUGUACUGAAUCACCCAUUCAAAUUCAGGAAUUGUCUAUAACGCCUUGCUGUCAUUGCUUUUGUCUAGAUUGUAUUCUAGAGCAUAUAGACUUCCAGGUUUCGUCUAACCAAACUCCAUUAUGUCCUAACUGUCGGGAGCCGAUAUUUAAAUCAAAACUCUUUAAAGUGAGAAUAUUGAAUCAAGAUAAAGUUACAGUUUUCAAGGCUGAUAGCAAUAUCGAACUAGAUUUCCAGCUUUAUCUUUAUGAUCAAACUAAAAUAUCCUCCAAAAUUCAGGCUUUGAUAAACUUUAUCAGGCAGGAAAAUAGAAUAGGGGAACAGCUUAUAGUGUUCUCACAAUUCUCGUCAUUCUUGGAUAUUCUUGAAACAGAAAUUGAGUCUCAUCUUGGCUCAAAAGUUGUCAUAUAUAAAUUUGAUGGAAGAUUAUCAUUGAAGGAACGACAGCGCAUCUUAGACAAAUUCAGUGACCGUUCGGUGAAUUCCGACAAGAUUACUAUUUUGUUAUUAUCAUUAAAAGCUGGUGGUGUGGGUCUCAACUUAACCUCAUGUUCUACCGCGGUCUUGAUGGACCCGUGGUGGCUGCCAAAUGUGGAAGAACAAGCAAUUGACCGUAUUCACCGCAUAGGGCAAGACAAGAAUGUAACAGUAGUGCGCUUUAUUGUGGAAAACAGUAUAGAAUCAAAAAUGCUUAAAAUACAAGAGCGCAAAAAACAGCUCGGUGAAGUGGUCAUAGUAGAAGAGGACGAGCGCCGAAAGCGGAGAAUUGAAGAGAUUAAAUUAUUGUUUGAUGAGUAA
This is a messenger RNA of Priceomyces carsonii, 3318 nucleotides long. RefSeq names its product DNA helicase. The transcript has a single exon. Gene Ontology annotation, biological process: DNA repair. The record is from RefSeq and is a predicted model, not a curated record. The coding region runs from base 1 to 3318 and encodes 1105 amino acids. Gene Ontology annotation, molecular function: nucleic acid binding; zinc ion binding; hydrolase activity, acting on acid anhydrides, in phosphorus-containing anhydrides. Gene Ontology annotation, cellular component: nucleus. Lineage: Eukaryota; Fungi; Ascomycota; Pichiomycetes; Serinales; Debaryomycetaceae.